AUGGACGCGGAGGAUCAGGGGGACGUAAAAAGCGAGCUCUUUUGCGCGCACGUGGCCUUCUUCUCGUCCGCGUGCGACAAAAACACCAAUCACGCGUCCAAGAAGAACGAGAGGAAGAAUCGAAUCGAAACGAGGCGUUUUGACGCUUCGGCGAACGUGCUCGUGUUGCGCGUGACGAAGGAAACGGAGGAAAGAGACGGGGAGUUGACCUUGAUGUUUCCGGAAGACUACCCGAAGUCGGAAGUGAUGGCCAUCGGGGACGGAAACGCGAUCGACGAAACUGAGUUGAACGAAAAGUUAGAGGACGAAAGUGGGAGGUACGCGAAUAAGACUUUGUUCGAGGUCUUGCGAUUGGUCGGGACGACAUUUUUUGAAGGGAAAGAGCUGAAGCGCAUCGAGCGAACGGUUGGAGACGCGGAGAGGAUGGCGAUUGAAGCGGAUGGGGGAUUAGGGAACGAGGACGAAGAGGAGGACGAUUUGUGCGGUGGCGACGCGAUGGACGUGUGCGGCGGCGCGAGGAGCGAGGAAAGAACGGUGAAAUUGACCAGGAUGCUUUUGCAAGCGAAGCAGAGGUGUAAAAUGAACGAAGAGAGGAGGAUGCAGGAGAAAGAGGCGACGACGACGACGACGACGGGAAUGACGUGUGCGGGGAUGAGUAGUAAUAAUAACACGAACGAACAACAACAAAAUAAGGGGGGUUCUUUCGUAGACUCCGCGGAUUUGAAACGAGCGGCGAGGGAACAGAUUUUCUCCAGCAACGUCGCCUUUGAAAGGUUGUUGAAAGAGUUCGAAGAUUUGCACAGAUUUAACGGCGCGAAUAAGUUCAGAAAGUACAUCGCUGUCGAAUCCAACAACGACUCCGUGUACACUUGGGACGUGAAGUUCAUGAAUUUUGAAAACGGGGACAUCGCGAGCGAUUUGGCAAAGGUCAAGAAAAAAUUCGGCUACGAAUUCGUCCAAGUCCGAGUCGAAUUGAAAGAGGAUUUGCACCCGUUUUAUCCUCCGAAAAUGACUAUCGUCCGUCCAAGAUUAGAAGGCAUAGUCGCCUUGGCAUCGUGCUUGCAUCCUAAGUUUCGACUGAAGAAUUGGCAACCCAUGACGUCCAUGACGGACGUUUUGCUCACCGCGAGAACGUUCCUGGAACGUUUCGCGAGAGUUGACGUCACCUGCCCGGCGAACAACAAACGCGCGUACUUAAACGGUGCGUACGACGAUCGCGCGAGUAAAUUAGAUUUGGCCUUGUGUGCGUUAACCUGCUCUGGAGAAACGCCGUUGAUUCCGCGAGCGUUCGAAGAGCUGUACGAGAAAGAACGAGAGAUUGAAGAGGAAAUUAGGGGAUUUCAAAUCAGUUCUUUAUCCCCUAGUACGACGCUCCAAGCACCGAUGACGUCGACGAAGAACGGCAACGCGAAAAAAAAUCUCGACAAAGAGAUGGAAGUGUUAAACGCGAAAUUGGUAAAACAGCGAGACCAGGAAAACAAACCGAAAUUGAGAGGGUUCCACAGCGGCGUUGGGUAUAGCUCCGCGUCUGGCACGAACGAAAAAGGGUCGCGCAAUCUUUGGGACUUCAAAGACGCGAAGCAAGCGCAGUUGGCGCAGGAUAAGAUGAGCAGCGAUUUGGUCGAUUUCGCCAAGGUGGCAUUGGCAGAUAUUUCGCACUUCCUCGUCGGACAGCAGCCGCAGAUGGAUCAUGACGACGACGACGACGACGACGACGACGACGAAGAGGAGGAACUCGCCGAGGAGUGCGCGCGAAUGACUCGCGUGUUUGAAAACGCAUCCUUGGCGUAUUUCUUAGCGCGCGAACUCAAAAUUUGCGAUUUCAACAACAUGGCCGAUCGCGCCGAGUAUUACACCUCAUUGCUCGAGUGUGUUCUCGUGUUUCACGAAACGCUCGUACCGACGUUAAAAGAAAACUUGCGCGCAGCGUUCGAGAAGUACGAUAACAUGCGCGACAUCGUCCAACAGGCGAAAACCUUUUUGCACGUCACGGAAGCGGCCAAUGCAGUCGAGGAGGACAAGUACGAAGAAAGAGAGCAAGAGGAAAUUGUAUUAGAAAAUUUGGCAAAGUUGAUCGUUCGAGUUGGAACGGCGAUCGAAGCGAACGCAAUCGUUGACUUAACAAAAGAUGACGACGCGAUGACGACGACGAGAGGAACCAAUAAGCGAAAGAAAAUCGCUGCCCCGGAGUCGCGCGAGAAAAAUCUAGAAAAAACCUAUUGCUACGCGCUCAGUCGCCCGGGCUUUCAGUUCGACAACUUCGUGCUCGCUGAUUCGAGUCACUACAAAGAUAAACUCCUCAAACAAGCGACGAAACCGAACGCGCACGCCAUAGCGCGCGCCGUCGCGGGUAUUUCCGGGUCUCUUCCUCUCUCCGUCUCCUCCUCGGCGUUUGUUCGCGUGGACGAAAACCAGUCGCAAUUAUGGUCUAUUUUAAUCACCGGCCCAGAAGAUACGCCUUACGAUUCCGGCGCGUUCAUUUUCGAUGUCAUGCUCACCUCAGACUUUCCGAACAAACCGCCUUUGGUGAAUCUGAAAACGACCGGCGGCGGUCGCGUCCGGUUCAACCCAAACCUAUACAACGACGGUAAAGUGUGCUUAUCGUUACUCGGCACUUGGUCCGGCGGCGAAGGCGAAGGGUGGAACGCGCAACACUCGACUAUGCUGCAAGUUAUCGUGAGCAUCCAGUCGCUGAUCUUUGUCGCCGACCCGUGCUUUAACGAACCGGGCUGGGAGAAAGACCGAGGCACCGACGUCGGCGAUAAGAAAGAUUUUGAAUACAGCGCUGUGAUCAAAACCGCCACUUUAGAGUGGGCAAUCUUAGACCACGUGAAACGCUUGAAUCGGAAAAAAAAAAACGCCGCCGCCAAAGAUGGUCCAUUCGACGAAGUCUUACGCGCGCACUUCUUAAACAAACGCGACCACAUCAUCACUACUUUGAGAUCCAAAUGGGAAAGAGAAGCCAAAGAAAACGAAAACUCGCCGGCGGGCCACUUGGAAAAAGUAAAGGCUAAGUUUACGGAAGUCGCCGAGGAGUUGUCCGCGUUGAAGGAACAGUGA
This is a messenger RNA of Bathycoccus prasinos, 3060 nucleotides long. RefSeq lists its product with no specific name. Gene Ontology annotation, cellular component: nucleus. Bases 1 to 3060 code for a protein of 1019 amino acids. NCBI's taxonomy places the organism in Eukaryota, Viridiplantae, Chlorophyta, Mamiellophyceae, Mamiellales, Bathycoccaceae. The transcript has a single exon. Gene Ontology annotation, molecular function: ubiquitin conjugating enzyme activity; cysteine-type endopeptidase inhibitor activity. The record is from RefSeq and is a predicted model, not a curated record. Gene Ontology annotation, biological process: negative regulation of apoptotic process.